AUGGUAUCAGUUAUAAAUGAUAAGGAGGAAUAUGAUGCAACAAUGGCCAUCCUUUUAAAGCUGCCGUUAGAGACGGAUUUGAAUAGAUACCAAGUCUUUAGGUUCCGUAAGAAGGCGGAACACCUUCUUGUACUAAAUGACACACUCUACUUAAAUGUUAGAGAAGGACUGCACAAAAAAGUGUUCUACAAGACCCAGGUCGAUAUCAUGGCAUUAGAGAUUAAAUGA
Messenger RNA from Vairimorpha ceranae, 228 nucleotides. RefSeq lists its product as hypothetical. The transcript has a single exon. Lineage: Eukaryota; Fungi; Microsporidia; Nosematidae. The coding region runs from base 1 to 228 and encodes 75 amino acids. The record is from RefSeq and is a predicted model, not a curated record.